CCAGCAGGUUCCGAGGACUGGGGGACUUGGCGCUGAGAUCCCCGCGCCCCGCGCCCCGCCAUGCCGUCUUACACGGUGACCGUGGCCACCGGUAGCCAGUGGUUCGCCGGCACGGACGACUACAUCUACCUAAGCCUCGUGGGCUCCGCAGGCUGCAGCGAGAAGCACCUGCUGGACAAGGCCUUCUAUAACGACUUCGAGCGAGGCGCGGUUGAUUCCUACGACAUCACCGUGGAUGAGGAACUGGGCGAGAUCCAUCUGGUCAAAAUUGAGAAGCGCAAGUACUGGCUGCAUGAUGACUGGUACCUGAAGUAUGUGACGCUGAAGACGCCCCACGGGGAUUACGUGGAGUUCCCCUGCUACCGCUGGAUCACGGGUGACAGCGAGAUCGUGCUGCGGGAUGGUCGAGCCAAGCUGGCCCAAGAUGACCAGAUUCACAUUCUGAAGCAGCACCGACGCAAGGAGCUGGAGACACGGCAGAAACAGUAUCGGUGGAUGGAGUGGAACCCAGGCUUCCCCUUGAGUAUAGAUGCAAAAUGCCACAAAGAUUUACCUCGAGACAUCCAAUUUGACAGCGAGAAAGGUGUGGACUUCGUCCUGAACUAUUCCAAAGCGAUGGAGAACCUAUUCAUCAACCGGUUCAUGCACAUGUUCCAGUCCUCCUGGCAUGACUUUGCUGACUUUGAGAAGAUCUUCGUCAAGAUCAGCAACACCAUUUCCGAGCGAGUCAUGCAGCACUGGCAGGAGGACCUCAUGUUCGGCUACCAGUUCCUAAAUGGCUGCAACCCUGUGCUCAUCCAGCGCUGCACACAGCUGCCCCCGAAGCUCCCAGUGACCACAGACAUGGUGGAGUGCAGCCUGGAGCGGCAGCUCACCUUGGAGCAAGAGAUCCAGCAGGGCAACAUCUUCAUCGUGGACUAUGAGCUGCUGGACGGCAUCGAUGCCAACAAAACAGAUCCCUGCACGCACCAGUUCCUGGCGGCGCCCAUCUGCCUGCUGUACAAGAACCUGGCCAACAAGAUCGUGCCUAUAGCCAUCCAGCUCAACCAAACCCCAGGAGAGGAGAACCCCAUUUUUCUCCCUUCGGAUGCAAAAUAUGACUGGCUUUUGGCUAAAAUCUGGGUGCGUUCCAGCGACUUCCAUGUCCACCAGACCAUCACCCACCUGCUGCGCACACACCUGGUGUCUGAGGUGUUUGGCAUUGCUAUGUACCGCCAGCUACCCGCUGUGCACCCCAUUUUCAAGCUGCUGGUGGCCCACGUGCGGUUCACCAUUGCCAUCAACACCAAGGCCCGAGAGCAGCUCAUCUGCGAGUACGGCCUCUUCGACAAGGCCAAUGCCACGGGUGGCGGCGGGCACGUGCAGAUGGUACAGCGCGCCAUGCAGUACCUGACCUAUGGCUCCCUGUGCUUCCCGGAGGCUAUCCGGGCCCGGGGCAUGGACAUUGCCGAGGACAUCCCCUACUACUUCUACCGCGAUGACGGUCUGCUGGUUUGGGAGGCCAUCCGCAGCUUUGUGGCUGAGGUCGUGGGCCUUUACUAUGAGAGUGAUCAGGUGGUGGCAGAGGAUGUGGAGCUGCAGGCCUUCACCAAGGACGUCUAUGUGUACGGCAUGCGAGGCAGCAAGGCCUCAGGCUUCCCCAAGGCGCUGCGGAGCCGGGAGAAGCUGACCGAGUACCUGACCGUGAUCAUAUUCACGGCGUCCGCACAGCACGCGGCUGUCAACUUCGGGCAGUACGACUGGUGCUCCUGGAUCCCCAACGCGCCCCCUACCAUGCGGGCCCCGCCUCCCACGGCCAAAGGAGUGGUGACUAUCCAGCAGAUCGUGGAGACGCUGCCUGACCGUGGCCGCUCGUGCUGGCACCUGGGCGCUGUGUGGGCGCUGAGCCAGGUGCAGGAGAAUGAGCUAUUCCUGGGCAUGUACCCCGAAGAGCACUUCAUUGAGAAGCCUGUGAAGGAAGCCAUGGCCCGCUUCCGAAAGAGCCUGGAGGCCAUUGUCAGUGUGAUUGCAGAACGCAACAAGAACAAAAAGCUGCCCUAUUACUACCUGUCCCCAGACCGGAUCCCCAACAGCGUGGCCAUCUGAGCCCCACUGUACCAGGCUCCCUCUGGGAAGACCAACUGGAUGCCGGCCUUGGGCAGGCUGCUGCCAUGCCCAGGUGUGCUGCUUUCACCCCAGGCUGCCCCAGGACCAAGGACAACAAAGCUUCAGUGCCUUUUCUUGCUCUGCCCUCAAGGCCCGAGGAUCCCAUCCUUCAGUGAUAGAAUGCAAGCCCUGCAGGCCUCAGCCCUGGAGCCAACUGAGGAACCUCUGCCCAAUGCCCAGCUCAGCAAGUGGUGGAGCUGCUGGUGACAGCACAACAGGGUAACCACCCUGCUCUUACUGCAGAUGUGGGGACACUUCCUGUUCUCUUCAUGAUUAAUCCAAUUCCGUGCCUGUAGUAGGUGCCCAAAUAAAUUCCUGUUGAGUGAAUUAA
Heterocephalus glaber (naked mole-rat) is the source of this 2476-nucleotide messenger RNA. It is a transcript of the gene Alox5, whose product is annotated as arachidonate 5-lipoxygenase. The record is from RefSeq and is a predicted model, not a curated record. Gene Ontology annotation, molecular function: iron ion binding; oxidoreductase activity, acting on single donors with incorporation of molecular oxygen, incorporation of two atoms of oxygen; protein binding. NCBI's taxonomy places the organism in Eukaryota, Metazoa, Chordata, Mammalia, Rodentia, Bathyergidae. Gene Ontology annotation, biological process: lipid oxidation.